AUGGUUUUGCCUAUGAGCUUGUUGAAGACGGCCCAAGGGCAGCCGAUAAUGGUUGAGUUGAAAAAUGGCGAGGCAUACUCCGGUGUAUUGGCCAAUUGUGACUCCUGGAUGAACUUGCAUAUCAGAGACGCUGUCCUCACUAGCAAGGAUGGUGACCGCUUCUGGAAGCUGGCUGAGGCCUACAUAAGAGGGAAUCAUAUCAAAUACCUACGGAUACCCGAUGGUGUGGUUGAUAUGGUCCAGGAGGAUGCUAUCAGGCUCCAACGUAUGAAGGCUGAGAAGGGUGCUGGAAAGGGCAAGGGUAAAGGUAAAGGGAAGGGUGGUGGUAUACCAGCAGGCAAAGGUAAUGGAGACUGCUGUUGCUGUCUCUGGAGACGCUCAUCUCACUGGUGUCCAGGUCGUGGUGAGGCUGCUGGCCCUCGUAUGCGUCGGAAUAAGGUGGACCAUCGUGGAGGCGGGCGUGGGAGUAGAGCUGGCAAGAAGUAUGUCGUCGAAGAGGAUGACUUUGAUGCCGUAGCCCGUAGGAAUCGUGAUGUAGAGCAGAUCAAACGUCGUCAGCAACAACAAGCGGAGGAAGAUUCAUCGUCGGAUAACGACGAGCCUACUGCUGCCCCUGUGGCAGCUCAUGCAAAGAGGGCACCGGAGGUGAAGACAGCAGCAGCUAAGGAACGGGCUGACUCUGAUGAUGAUAUAGCACCUCUAGGAGCUGAUCAGAAGCAUCAACCAACUCGACGAGAGCGAGAGGCUGCCGCUAAGGAGGCUGCCCACAAGGCAUACCUCGAGAAGCAGGCCAAGGGGGAAACCUCAGAAUUCAAGGCUCAAGCCCAACGUUUAGCCGAAGUGAGAGCUCGUCGAGAGGCGGCUGCUAAGAAGCGUGAAGCAGAGGAGGGUGGCCUCACUGGUAACCUGGAUGGCCCUACUGUGGGUGUACAGGCUGGUAGAGAACCCCCGAACAAGCCAACCUCAGCUCUCGCUGAAGCCAUGGGAGCUACUUCAAUGACCGCUGGCCCUAAGCGUAGAGGUGGCGGCAAGAAGAAGGGCAAACACUAA
This is a messenger RNA of Perkinsus marinus ATCC 50983, 1050 nucleotides long. Its product is annotated as Small nuclear ribonucleoprotein Sm D1, putative. The record is from RefSeq and is a predicted model, not a curated record. Gene Ontology annotation, biological process: spliceosomal snRNP assembly; mRNA splicing, via spliceosome; nuclear-transcribed mRNA catabolic process. The transcript is spliced from 11 exons. Gene Ontology annotation, cellular component: U6 snRNP; spliceosomal tri-snRNP complex; P-body. Gene Ontology annotation, molecular function: U6 snRNA binding. Bases 1 to 1050 code for a protein of 349 amino acids. NCBI's taxonomy places the organism in Eukaryota, Perkinsozoa, Perkinsida, Perkinsidae.